This is a messenger RNA of Hymenoscyphus albidus, 2764 nucleotides long. The record is from the annotation of a GenBank genome assembly. NCBI's taxonomy places the organism in Eukaryota, Fungi, Ascomycota, Leotiomycetes, Helotiales, Helotiaceae.
GUGUAAGGUAGUUCUGAGAGCAGAAUCCGACGAUACAACAUUUUUAUAUAUCUUCAUUUUCGGAAUUGCAUUACGAUAUCAUAAUCAUACUCACCGUGAGCCUCACCCCGCCAUCUUCCCAAGCCGAUGCAUAUGAUGCCAUGCAAAAUCAGACCUCGGCCCAAACUUAGCGGGACCAACCGAGGCUUCUAUGACAAGGGACCUUACUCGUACAAGAUGAAAGUCAUAUGCAAAACCAUCUGUUGUUCUAAAUUCAACAACCUCCCCAGAUUCUAGAAAUCUUCUUCGAACAAUUCAUCCAAAUCUGAUUGACCAUACAACAUGAAGCCCACACCUCAAUGGGUCAAGGACUUGAAGCCUUCGGCUCCUCAGGGAACGGAGCUCAUCAAAGCAGAAAGAGACAGCUCCAAGCUCUCGGUCGAUAAACUCUCCAAGUUCCUCUUCACCAAAGAAGUUCUGGACCGACAGGCCACCAUUCUGAAGAUCCUCGAGGCAGAGAAAGUCUUUGACAAAUCCCGGAAUUAUUUCGAUGGCCGUCAGGACCGUUUUGUCACGGCAUUGGCGAGAGCGAAGCGUCUAAGACAAUUACAGGUUAAACACAACUGGACCCAAGAUGAGUUCUACUGUGCCAGUGACCUAAUUAGCGAGCCAGGACCGUAUGGUCUGCAUGCCACCAUGUACUUGGUAUGUACAACGCUCUACCCCCUUCUCCUCACUUUCCGAAUCUUACCAACAGCUGCGUAUAGACAACCCUCCGUGGCCAAGGAACUCCUGAGCAACACAAACUUUUCCUCGAACCUGCAGAAAACUACGAAGCUAUCGGAUGUUACGCACAAACCGAGCUUGGGCAUGGAAGUAAUGUGCGAGGAUUGGAAACCACUGCCACCUGGAAUCCAGAAGAUAAGACAUUCACACUUCACUCCCCACACCUCACAGCUUCCAAAUGGUGGAUUGGUUCAUUAGGAAGAACUGCAAACCAUGCUGUGAUUAUGGCUCAAUUGAUCAUUGCCGGGAAGCCAUACGGGCCACAUCCAUUUGUAUGCAAUAUUAGAGAUAUGAAGACUCAUGAACCGUUGGAAGGUAUCCACGUUGGAGACAUUGGACCAAAGUUUGGCUACAAUACCAUGGUAAGCGGCCCAUUUUCCUUGCUUUAAUAUAGUCAGGAGCCAAUUCUUUGGUCUGCUUUCUUCGGCUCUCUUGUGUGCAAACAUAGCGCUGACAUGUGAUAGGAUAAUGGAUUUUUGCUAUUGAACCAAGUUAAGAUUCCUCACGUCAACAUGCUGGCCAAAUAUUCAAGGGUAGACCCUGAAACCAACAAAUAUGUCAAGCCAAGCUCCCCAAGUUUGAUCUAUGGUACUCUUACCUGGGUGCGAUCAACAAUUGUUCUCGACUCUGGAAAAGUACUCGCUCGAGGUGUUACCAUCGCAACGAGAUAUGCUUCCGUGAGAAGACAAUUUCAGGACCGCGAUGCUCCGUCAGGCACAUCUGGCGAAAACCAGGUGUUGAACUACAGCAGUGAGUUACCACAACACUUUUCCCCAUGAAAGAACAAAAGCUGACAAUCUGUCGUUUAGUGGUUCAAUACAGAUUGUUGCCUUUGCUCGCAGCAACAUUUGCGUUGCAUUUCACCGGCAAGGCUAUGAUGUCUCUUUAUCAAGAGAACCAGAAGAGAAUGGCAUCUGCUACAACAGAUACAACCCGAGGUGUCGGACCAGAGGAAUUACAAGCUGGAAGUGACUUGAUUGCAGAUCUACACGCCACGAGUUGUGGCCUCAAAGCUCUGGGAAGUACGAUUGCUGGCGAGGGUCUAGAGGUAUGCAGAAGAGCUUGUGGUGGACAUGGUUAUAGUAGCUUUGGAGGUAUUGGCGCAUGGUAUGCCGAUUACUUACCUACUAUGACCUGGGAGGGAGACAACUAUAUGCUUACUCAGCAAGUUGCUCGAUACGUAAGUUUAUUUGAUUGUUGACUAUCAGUUGAUUUCAGUGCUAACAACCCACGAAGCUUCUGAAAUCUGCCCGGGCUGUCCUGAAGGGCAAUGCACCAACCAACGACACCACCAAAAUCUUCAGCACAUUCCUUCAGAAACAAGACAUGGGUUGUGCGCAUGAUGUUCUCGGUUCCGAUUCUGAUCUUGUUGCUGCCUUUGCCUGGCGUACCUCUUACCUAACAUUUGAGGCCCUCAAGCACAGGGAUCUCGAGAAGAACUCUUGGAAUUCUUUGCUGGUUGAUUUCUGGCGUCUCUCCACUGCUCAUUCGCAAUAUCUCGUGGUCAAGAACUUCUACGAUGUUCUCCACUCCGAAAGCUUACAAUAUGAGCUUGACCCAGCCACCAUCGACGUCCUCCACAAGCUCUUCCGUCUCUAUGCCCUCGACACCCUCGAGAAGGAGGCGUCAGAGUUCUACUCAUCUGCUGCAGUGACAGUUCGUCAAAUCCAACUCGCAAGAACCAAGAGUGUCAUGAAACUCCUGGAGGAGAUCAGACCUCAUGCUCUCAGACUUGUCGAUUCGUGGAACUUCCCUGAUUGGCAGCUGGACUCAUCUUUGGGACGCAAGGAUGGAAAGGUUUACGAGGAUUUGUUCUACCGUGCUUCGGAACUCAACCCUCUGAAUGGUUUGACUAUCGAUCCCUACCCAAACAAUGACACUUUGGUUACGAGGGAUGAGACCGCACAGUUUAAGGCUAAGUUGUAAAAUGUAGAUAUAGAUUAGACACCACUUCUUUCAUACAGAUUUUGUAUAGAUAAGAAUCGAUUUUUUUCCCCAG